Molecule: messenger RNA, 1304 nt
Organism: Didymodactylos carnosus
Lineage: Eukaryota; Metazoa; Rotifera; Eurotatoria; Philodinida; Philodinidae
Source: the annotation of a GenBank genome assembly
AAAACAUUCUCAACUAUGAAGCUGAAGUUGCCCAGCCCUGGUUCAAAGCUAGCCGAACUGAGAGAAGUAGAUCCCCGCGAAACCUAUGCCAUCCGAGAGUCAUGGCAGUUAGUGAUUUCGAACUUACUUAGUUUUGUACAAGAUACUUUAGCCUAUUUAAUCAUAUAAUUUGAGUUGAUUUCGGUGCAUAAUGAACUUUUCUUUGUUUCACUUGUCCGAUACACCACCUGGAAGUUUGAGGUUGUCAAGUCAGCAUAUCUAGGCGAAUGAUUUUUACUCCAAGAUGGUGUGUCCACCACAUUUUUUUUGUCAGUUUAUUCAAAAUAUAAUCGUGGUCACUCUGUUUAGAAAUGAAUAGUAGUUGAGAACUUACACACGUAUGAAGGAGAAAAACUGAUUUCAUUCUUUUACUAUUAAUCUUUACGAUAAAUACACUAUAAAUCCGAGUCAAAAGAGAAAUCAUGAGUGCUUAAGUCAAUCCAUGAUUAUAAUUUUCUACAAUGAGAAGAAUUUUUAUUUUAUUAUCAUUCCAAUUCGAAGCAUUUAAGUACGCAGAAGAAAUAUUAUAGAAAUCUCAAGUUAUUGAAUUAGGAAAUGACUGAUACUCUAUGUCGUAAGGUGACUAUACGAAAUUCUUGUAUUUUUUUUGUUAAACUGUGAAGACGAGUACAGUCUUUUUUGUGACUACUAACCUGGUGGAUUAUGUAAUUACAGUUCUUGAUAUCAGAUUGAAUAAGCAACGUUUAUAUCAAAGAAUAAAAACAAUUUUAUUUAUUUUUUUAGUGUAUCACAUUCCAUCUCAAAUGCCACCACCUUAUAUUUCUGGUCCACAUUCACAAUCAAUUCGACCCAAUCAUGAUCCACAAACAAUAAUGUCCAAUCAAGGAAAUCAUCUCACGUUACAACAACACCAAUCAAUACCAUCUCAAACAGUUACAUCUCAAUCAUCGAUUUCAUCUUCUACGAACACUGGACAAACUCUACUAUCGUCAUCUUCUCAUGAAUUGAACGGUAUAAAUGCUCAAAAACGUGAAAGAAAACCAUUACUAAUACGUGAUCCGGCAACAAAUGCAAGUAUCUUUAAUGAAUCACAACAAUCAUCUUCAAUAGCGCCAUCAAUUCAUCCAUCUACAUCACUCUUAAAUGAUAGUGAAAAUCAUCCACUAUCGUUACAAUCGACGAUAGACAAUACUACAUUUUCUACCGAUAAACAACGGCAAAUUCGUUCUGAUUUUGCACAGGGAGUUGCCAAUGUUAUCGCACAAGUACCAAUAUCAGACAAAUUACAUAAUCCACCAGGUUAG